AAGAUUCUGUCCUGGAUGGGUUUGUCCGCACACAACGCAACUUAACGGAGUAGAACUAUGCAACGUACAGCAUGUUUCUCUCCCUCCAUGCCCUGUGAUUGGCUGGCUUCUGUGUGGGUCACAUAUCUGAUCAGAUGGUCCAGGGCUGGCUCAGGGCUGGUGUCGGACUCGUCACUGCGGAGAGAAGGAGAUAUAAACUUCCAAUCUGCGCCGUGAUUUAUCUUCCCUAGAGUUGGUCCUUUCUCGCCGAAUACCCACAAUGGCCCUGCUCAACGCCCUCCUCCUGGCUUGCUUGUACCAUGCUACUCCAAUCUUAGGAUAUGGUCCUGAUAUAGGACCAGGUCCUUCACCUGCGCGAAUAUCGAUUCAGCAGAGCACUCUAGAACUUGAUCAAUGUCCCGGCUACAGGAUAACAAACGUCAGCAAGACCUCUGAUUCGGUGACAGCAGAUCUUUUCCUUGCUGGAGAUGCGUGCAAUACAUAUGGUUACGACAUCGAAGCCUUGAAGCUCCAGGUCAAUUGGGAGUCUGAAAAUCGUCUACACGUCCAGAUAUUCGAUGCUGCAAAGAACGUGUAUCAGGUCCCACAGGGGGUUCUGGAACGCCCAGGCGGAACAUUCCCAAGCACUGAUGCAAAAUUGGACUUUUCCUACACAGAGAACCCCUUCUCCUUCGUCGUCACUCGCAAAGGUGACACAGGACAAGCUCUGUUCAAUACUUCUGGCUCGACAUUGGUUUUCCAGUCACAAUUCUUGCAAUUCCGAUCCAGCCUUGUGGAUAAUGCAAAUCUAUACGGUCUGGGAGAAUCCACGGAUCCUUUUCGUCUAAAUACUACGCAGUACAAUCGUACACUUUGGGACAAAGAUACACCGUUCGUCCCUCCUGGACGGAAUCUGUAUGGCUCUCAUCCUGUAUACUUCGAACACCGUGGCAGUCAGGGAACCCAUGGCGUCUUCUUCCUCAACUCGGAUGGCAUGGAUAUUACUAUUGAUAAAACAGCAGAGAAAGGCCAGUACAUUGAGUAUAGCACGAUCGGCGGCAUCGUGGACCUAUACUUCAUGGCCGGUCCAACACCUAUAAAUGUUGCCGAGCAGUACGCCGAGAUCGUCGGUAUGCCUCAACUACCACCGUACUGGGCGUUUGGAUUUCACAACUGCAAGUAUGGAUACAGAGAUCUUUACGAAGUAGCGGAAGUUAUUGCCAAUUACUCCACUGCUGGCAUACCUCUUGAGGCUUUCUGGAGUGAUAUUAACUACAUGGAUCGCCGCAGAAUCUUCACGACUGAUCCCUUGAGAUAUCCAAAGGAUCUCUUCAGACAGGUCAUUGACCAUCUUCAUCAAUACGAACAGAAGUCUAUCUUCAUGAACAAUCCUGCAAUUGGGGUCGGUUCGCCUGCAUACGAUGCCGCUGUUGACCAAAAUGUGCUCAUGAUGUAUGCCAAUGGAUCAGGCCCAUUCACGAAUGUGGUGUGGCCCGGAGCCGCAGUGUUUCCGGAUUGGACUCAUCCCAACGCACAGACAUAUUGGACUGGUCAGAUCGAACAGUUCUAUAACCCCGAUACCGGUUUCGACAUUGAUGGCAUCUGGAUCGAUAUGAACGAGGCUGCCUUGUUCUGCCCGUAUCCGUGCACGAAUCCUUACCAGUUCGCAAUCGACAACAAGGUACCGCCUGAAGAUCCACCAGUAAGGUACAGCUCCCCUCGACCUAUUCCAGGAUUUGGUCCAGAUUUCCAGCCAAAUGACACCGCUCAAGCAGAAAGGCGUAGUGAGUGGCUAUCUUUGCCCACGUACAACGUACCCAGAGGUGUUGCGCAUGGCACAAGCAUGCAAAGGAGGGCCGACGGAGACAUGCUGGGCCUUGAAGGAAGAAACCUCACCUUUCCAGCAUACAAAAUUCGAAAUGAUAAUGGCGAGGUCAACAACUACUCAAUCGACCUUGACAUCACGCAUGCAAGUGGACAAAAGGAGUACGACAUGCAUAACCUCUACGGCAGAAUGAUGUCUCAACGCACCAAAUCGGCUAUGGAGUCUCGACGACCAGGAAAGCGAACCUUGAUCAUAUCCCGCAGUACCUGGGCUGGCACGGGCAAAGACGUCGGUCACUGGCUGGGUGAUAACGCGUCCCGCUGGGAACAUUACCGCUUCUCUAUUACCGGCCUUCUCCAGUUUGCCUCGAUCUAUCAAGUCCCAAUGGUCGGCAGCGACAUCUGCGGCUUCAACGACAAUGCAUCAGAGCAAAUGUGCGCACGUUGGACCACACUGGGUGCUUUCUCUCCCUUCUAUCGCACACACGCCGAUACCUCUGCCGCGCACCAGGAACUUUAUCUCUGGCCCUCCGUUACGGAAGCCGCAAAAUACUCCAUGGAUAUCCGCUAUCGUCUCCUCGACUAUAUGUACGGUCAAUUUCAUCGCCAAUCAACGACUGGUACGCCUUUCAUUCUGCCAAUGUACUUCCUCUACCCCGAAGACGCAAAUACUUUCGCCAUCGAGCACCAGUACUUCUACGGCGACGCGAUCCUCAUCUCGCCUGUGCUGUACCAGGAUUCUACCUCCGUCGAUGCCUACUUCCCAGCUGGCAACUGGUACGAAUUCCUCACUUACAAGAAGUUCACAAGCACUGGCCAGACCAUCACGCUCAAUGACAUUGCGUAUACGGAGAUCCCCGUGCAUAUCCGCGGUGGCACCAUCAUCGGCUCGCGUCUUCGCGGCCAGAACACCACUACUGCCACGCGCCGCCAGGACUUCCGCAUCAUCGUCGCGCCCGGCGCAGACGGCAAGGCGUCAGGCUCGCUAUACCUCGACGACGGCGAGAGCGAGACGCAAGCGGCCGUAUCAAACAUCGACUUUACUUUCGACGGCUCUACCCUCAAGGUCACUGGCUCCUUUGGCUACAACCCGGGCGUGCAGGUCGCAGGCGUCGUCUUUGCAGGCCAAACUGCCCAGCGGACCGUAAACGGCAGGGAGUCCACAUACAACGAAACAACGCAGGUGCUCGACGUCAAAGGCCCGUGGAGUCUCCUCGAGGGCUUCGAGGUCCAGCUCAGUGAUGCCUCUGCCUCUCCCUCUGCCACUCCCACGUGCGAGGGCACGUUUGGCGGCUGUUGAGGCUUGAGCAUUGCGUCUUUUGUUUUCGUAGUAUCGGAGCUUUCUCUCCAUCUUUCGACCUGGUGUCUUUUGUAUAACUUUGAUUUUAGGCAAACAUACAUAUUUUGCCC
Molecule: messenger RNA, 3213 nt
Organism: Pseudovirgaria hyperparasitica
Lineage: Eukaryota; Fungi; Ascomycota; Dothideomycetes; Acrospermales; Acrospermaceae
Product: alpha-glucosidase
Exons: 2
Coding region: 260-3103 (947 amino acids)
Biological process (GO): carbohydrate metabolic process
Molecular function (GO): hydrolase activity, hydrolyzing O-glycosyl compounds; carbohydrate binding
Source: RefSeq, a predicted model, not a curated record